AUGGAACAUAUCAGCAUGGUCCAGCUGCUAAUUCGACUGCUUUGCUGCGCUGUGGUGGCGGAUUUAAACGUUGCCAUUGGUCUAACUGCCGCAGGCACCAGUAGGAAAGAACGGUCAGGUUUUACAACUCAGUGUGCGUUGGUAUCUACUCAACGCCGGUACUUAUCUGAUCGUUAUAUUCCCACAGUAACGAACCCCAGCUCUACAGUUAGCAGCCAGUUUGUUUGCGCCAACGGUUCUGGAACCAUAAACAGAGCACUCUUAUGCAAUGGUCGAAUUGAUUGUCCAGAUAGUUCCGACGAAAAUUCCCCUCAGUGUGACGGCAUCUCAUGCAUCAACUUAUUUCCCUGUCUCAACAGAAAAUGUGUAGGGUUAAACUCAGUUUGCAAUGGUAUCAACGACUGUGGAGAUAACUCCGAUGAAGAUCCAACAAUCUGUAGGUGGGUAGCUGCGUCAAAGGUUUUUAAAUGUGGAACCGGUCAAAUAUUGAAAGGCGAAAAUAUUAUAUGUAAUGGUAUUUACAAUUGCAGGGACAGAACUGACGAACUUUACUGCAGCCUGUGUCCAGAAGGCCUGUCCUGUGAUAAAGGACGCAGAUGUGUGAAGGUUGAAUCUAUCUGCGACCGUGUUCAGGACUGCUAUGAUGGCGCCGAUGAGACCUGUUUUAGUCCGAACAACCAAAAAUGCAAUGUUGGCGAUUUUAUAUGUCCAACUGGCAUAUGUGUUAAAAGAGAUCACAUUAUGUCAGGUAGUAGCUGCUGGGUUUCACAGAAUCCAACCCGAGAAGAUAAUCAGAAAUACUGUAAAUCUCCUAAUGUAUUGUGUGAUGGUGGAAAUAAAUGCAUUCCCCCCGAGUACAGAUGUGACGGCAAGCGUGACUGUCAGGACGGAACUGAUGAAAUGAGUCCAGAUAAGAAUAUAAUGAGUGACCCGAGUUACAAGUGUGGUAAUGGCUACUGUGUCUCCCAUCUGGCACUGUGUAAUGGCACCAACGAAUGUGGAGACAAUUCUGAUGAAGACUUCGGUAAUGGCCAAUGUCCCUUCUCGGCUGUCAACUGUAGUUCUGUAGCACAUAUUCGCCCGCCAUAUUGGCAAUGCGACAAUGGCUUGUGUGUACCCCCUUAUCAAGUAAACAACGGUAUAAACAAUUGUGGUGACUCCUCUGAUGAAAAGAAUUCAACAGUUAUCUAUUUCACCUGCACUAAUGGGAAGAAGCUGCUUCGUUCUUUUCUCUGCAAUAGCCGGGACGACUGCGACGACAGUUCUGAUGAAAGUGCUUUCUUAUGCGCAGUAAACACAACACGACCAGCAUGUUCUCAAGCGUCCUGCCCAUCUGGCAAGUGCCUGAACUACAGAGACUUCUGCGACGGUUUUAACGACUGUGGAGACAACUCUGAUGAACUAUCAUGUCCACUAACUCCUCCAUGUAGACAACACACUUGCCCGUCAGGUAAAUGUAUUAAUGUAGCUGACGUCUGCAAUUUGGUCAACGACUGUGGAGAUAACUCCGACGAAGCAGGAUGCCCCUCGUGUUUCUCUUUCCAGUUCACAUGUAAUAGUUCAGGGCAGUGCCUUCCCAGCAGUAAGAGGUGCAAUGGUGUCAAAGACUGUAGCGACAACUCUGAUGAAAUUGGGUGUGCCAAGCCAUGUUUUGGACACACCUGUCCAUCAGGAACCUGCAUCCUCAACAGCCAGAUGUGCAAUGGAGUCAAUGACUGCGGAGACAACUCUGACGAAUCGAAUUGGACUUGCUCCAGCACCAUAUGUUCCAGUACAUUCUGUAUAUCAGCCUCCUGGACAUUCACCCCCAAACAUGUCGCUACUGGUAUCUCCGUGCCCAGUGGCUUUGUAAUAUUUGGUGGUGGAUGUUGUUUCUGGAUAAGACGACGAAGGAGAUUGCGAAGCAUUCGAGGAACGAGAAUGGCACGAGCUGUAGUCACAAAUGCCACCACUAACGAGCUGCCCUCUUACGAAGAAGCUGUAGGCAGAACUGUGACUAGUGAAGGAGUCACUAAUCCGGCAUAUGACUCGUCUGCGUCAGUGCCCAAAUAA
Molecule: messenger RNA, 2052 nt
Organism: Candidula unifasciata
Lineage: Eukaryota; Metazoa; Mollusca; Gastropoda; Stylommatophora; Geomitridae
Source: the annotation of a GenBank genome assembly